AUGGCUCGAGCGGACAGGGUCACUGAAGCUGAAAUUCGUGCAUACGAAGAAGCAACACAAGAAUUUGGUAAUGAUGCAGCAAGGAUCGCAGCGCACCUUGGAGGCCAAGAACAACUGACUCCCCAUGCUCGGCGUAUUUAUGCCUCAGGAAAUCUCCAGCCAAUCAAAAACAGGUUGAAGAGUGUCAGACGCCGAAUCGCGCAGAGCGAUUUAGUUGCAGGACAUCUUCCCCCUGAUCCCAAUCGUAGGGAUGCCAGGUUUGCAUAUGAACUGGAGAAUGUCAUCAAUCCCCAAGCAUUGCAGGAUUUCAUGGUAAACGCAGAGGCAAGAGAGGCAGCAGACCCCGUCGCCAGACCUCUCGAUGACCAGGAUGAUGACCAAGACAAUAAUCUGCCUGAAGACGAACCACAACCAGGUCAAGCAAACAAUGGACAAAAUGACCCACAAAAUCCACCACCAGAUGAAGAGGAACCAGGUCCAGCGAAUCCUGAUGCCCAAAACCAAGUUCCAAGCAAGACAUUUCUACUCUCCACAAUCCUGGCCGAUGUCAGGAACAGGGGAGAUGUUGCUUUGGCCACGGCUACCAGUGGCAUCGCAGCCACAUUACUGAUGAAUGGGAGGACGUUGCAUUCGAGAUGUAAAGUUCCAGUCCGGAUGUUGGAUGAUUCCUCCAUGUGUAACAUCUCGAAACGCGAUGCUACGGCGGAGAUCAUUCAGCGGUGCAAGCUCCUUGUGAUUCACGAGGUCACCAUGGCACAUAGGAACGUCUAUGAAACCGUGGAACGCACGUUCCGAGACAUCAGAGAAUCUGAGGAAACGUUUGGAGGCAUUACUGUGCUCUUCUCUGGGGACUGGCGGCAGAUCCUACCAGUUGUUAGACAUGGUAAUCGAGUAGAUAUUAUCGACGCUUGCCUGAAAAGCAGCCCACUAUGGGCGCAGGUCCAUGUUCUCAAGCUCAACAAGAACAUGAGGGUAAACGCAGAUGAGGACUCGGCAAUGAGCUUUGCUGACGAACUCCUGCGCAUUGGACAGGGGCAGAUCUCAACUGAAAGAAGCCUAGGUCGAUACAAGAUACGGAUACCAGAGGAAUACACGUUAGAAGAUAAAAUGCUUGCAGGCCUCUGCAACUUCGUUUGGGGAGAUUUGCCGGAGGAUGAAAUUUCUUCUGAAUGGCUCUGCUCGCGGGCCAUUCUUUGUCCAACGAACAAAGAAGCCGACGAAGUAAACCAGCUGAUGAUUGAGAAAUUCCCAGGGGAGCAACGGCUGUACAAGAGCUCUGACAAACUUCCGGAUGAGGAAAACAUCCAUCAGAGUCCACACGGGGAAAAGAUCUUUAUCCCAAGAACUCCUAUUCGGCCUUCUGAUGCGAUCUUCCCGUUCAACAUGGAGAGGAGACAAUUCCCAAUCAAAAUAUGCUUUGGGAUGUCUUCAAACAAGGCCCAGGGACAGACUCUAACCAAGGUCGGCAUCUUCCAGUGCCAGGACUUCUUUACCCAUGGCCAACUUUACGUUGCCAUGAGUCGAGUCCGAGAGAAGGCGAACAUCUGGUUGGUUCACAGGAAUGGUAGAUAUCAGGGCAAACAAGGGCUCUACACAGACAAUGUUGUGUACCCAGAAAUCCUGUCGUAA
This is a messenger RNA of Lineus longissimus, 1629 nucleotides long. Its product is annotated as ATP-dependent DNA helicase PIF1-like. Gene Ontology annotation, molecular function: DNA helicase activity. Bases 1 to 1629 code for a protein of 542 amino acids. Lineage: Eukaryota; Metazoa; Nemertea; Pilidiophora; Heteronemertea; Lineidae. Gene Ontology annotation, biological process: telomere maintenance; DNA repair. The transcript is spliced from 4 exons. The record is from RefSeq and is a predicted model, not a curated record.